AUGCCGUUUACAUUCGAUGUGGAAAAAGGUCAAAACGGCGAAGCGUACCAUGCGCUCAUCUGCUCCCUUUUAACUGGCAAUGCUGGCCAGAUAAUACGUAUCAACAUUGGCAAGGCCUUGCAGCCGGCUACCGUGGAGCAGCAGGAUCUCCUUUACUAUUAUGUUUCGCAAAAGGCUAUCGUUGAUACCCCAAGAGGAGGCGAUUCAAGGGACAAUGCAACCAAGUGUAUAGCCCGUGUUUUUGAGCAAAACGCCGAAACGCAAGCCCAAAUCUUCCAAUCUCUAAGAGAUUACCUCAACGAUUCGCAGCUUCAAAAUGCACCAGCCGAUGAAAACCCAACUGGGGGGUAUCCCUACGCUUCCCAGGCAUACGCAGCAAAAUAUUGGAUCAAUCGAUAUCUUUCUCUGACAAAACAAGGGAAGCUACCCAAGCUUGCAGGUGUGGGAAAGAUAGCUCUCAUAUUGGUCCGCCGGACCCAUAAGGCCGGAGACGGCCGUUCAAUGACAGAUGGAAAUAUUAAAAGUUGUCUGAAAUCAAUACGCGCAGCGAACCAGGCCAUGGCUGUCAAUGGCUAUGAAGUUUUCAGCCAUGUCAUAUUUUACGGUGAUUUUGAUCGAAAUAAAGCCUCAAGUCUCGUUGGGUGGGCAGGCGAUUCCGAUCUCAAAGCUCUCUAUAUCACCUCGCCCUUCAUGGAGCUCAAUUCGAAAAACGACAUCGAUCAGCAGAUCCAUGCCUUUUGGGCCAAUUUCAAAGGGUCCCCAAAUUCCUCAUUUCAAUACAUUCCUGAGGGGGUGCCGCUCGAGGUUAAGUUGUUCGGAUUCUUCCUUGCAUUCCAAGCGCGAUACGGGUCAAAACUAUGUUAUAUUGGCUUCCGGUCUGGCACACUCGAUGGACCUGGGUUUAUCGGAAGCCCGAUCUUCUACCUCGAUGAUACGCUCACUAAGGGUUCAUGGGGCGAUUUCGCCAGUGGUAAUUACCUCUGGGACGGCACUGACCGGACGCUGCAAAAGCCCGAACGUAUGAUGUUUAUGACACGAACGACAAAUACAUUUGUCCGCAUCAACAUCAAGAGCAAUAAUAAAAACCCCAUUGAGCUUGACGGAGACGCGAUGAAGCACUUAGGCAGUGCGUUAUAUCUUUACAUGGCAUCCGCACCAAACAAUGAUCCGUCUUGGACACGGCGGAUUACUUUGAUGAACAAUCCAAAUGCUCAACAAAAUGAGCUGCAGCAAAUGUUUACUCAUUUCCAAGACACGUGGAAAGCAGUCAAAUAA
Penicillium coprophilum is the source of this 1275-nucleotide messenger RNA. RefSeq lists its product as uncharacterized. The coding region runs from base 1 to 1275 and encodes 424 amino acids. The record is from RefSeq and is a predicted model, not a curated record. NCBI's taxonomy places the organism in Eukaryota, Fungi, Ascomycota, Eurotiomycetes, Eurotiales, Aspergillaceae. The transcript has a single exon.